Messenger RNA from Hyposmocoma kahamanoa, 1667 nucleotides. RefSeq lists its product as uncharacterized. The transcript is spliced from 6 exons. NCBI's taxonomy places the organism in Eukaryota, Metazoa, Arthropoda, Insecta, Lepidoptera, Cosmopterigidae. The coding region runs from base 21 to 1667 and encodes 548 amino acids. The record is from RefSeq and is a predicted model, not a curated record.
GUCUCUAUAAAUAAGUGAAAAUGGAGAAAUUAAAUAACGUUUUGUUAGCAAUAUCGCUGAGUGUUUUGUUGGGUGUGGCCGGUCAAUAUGAGUGGCAAAUUCGAGACGCUUUCGACGAAAUUCGAGGAAAAAUAGACAAAGUUUCAUCGGACAACUGUUACAUAACACAUUUAGACGACUUAUUCUUACCAGAGGACUCAGUAUCACACCAUCCUGACGUGAAAGAAAUAAAUAUAAACCCUGUGUUUCCGAACCGCACAGCGAUGUUACAUUUGCACAAUAUGGCCAUGAAUAGGGCGUUUUUCUGGAGUUACAUUCUCCAAUCAAGAUUCAUACGCCCCGCUAUUAACGACACUUACGAUCCUGGCAUGAUGUAUUACUUCCUCUCUUCUGUUGCCGACGUGUCUUCAAACCCUUACAUUAAUGCUAGUUCGAUAUAUUUUUCACCGAAUAUGUCUUAUACAUCGUCGUAUAGAGGAUUUUUCAAUAAGACUAUGCCCCGUUUCGCGCCAAGAGCGUACCGGGCAGAUGAUUUUAACGACCCUGUUCAUCUACAAAAGAUAUCAACAUUGAAUACGUUCUACGUUGAAGACUUAGGAGCGUUUGACAAGGAAAGUCUGUCUAAGGAUUAUACAUCUGACUUUUACCGUAUAAAUGAGUGGUAUCAACUCUGGUUGCCGGAUAAAGUAGAUAAGCGACAUGAUACGAAGACUACGUACAGAGUGGAGAUCAGAUAUGCCAAUAAUACUAAUGAAACUUUUACCUUCCAUGGUCCACCGGGGAAUGAUGAGGUCCCUGGUCCCGUGAACUGGACACGUCCGUACUUUGACUGUGGAAGGCUGAAUAAGUGGUUGGUAGGAGCAGUUUCACCUGUAGCCGAUAUUUACCCUCGACACACUCAAUUCAGACAUAUUGAGUAUCCUACGUACACGGCAGCUGUUGUUAUGGAAUUGGACUAUGACAGAAUAGACAUAAACCAAUGUCCACCGAGUCAGGGGAAUGAUAAACCAAAUAGGUUUGCAUCAACGGCUCGCUGUAAGAUUGAAACUACUGAGUGCGAGCCUAUUCACGGUUGGGGCUUCCGCCGCGGCGGGUACCAGUGCCGCUGCGCGCCUGGCUAUCGACUACCACGGUUGGUGCGGCGGCCGUUCCUUGGCGAGAUCGUGGAGAGAGCUACGUCAGAUCAGUACUACAACAACUUUGACUGCAAACCUAUUGGCUGGAUCCAGCGCCUCCCCGUGGAGUGGGAGCGGGCGCACCCGUUCCUUCGCGCCCUCUACUUGGACCAGUAUUACGAAUACGUGAACGCCACCAGCGGGCCCGCUGCUUUGCAUACAGAGCGUGUCAACGUCUAUGAGGUUUUGAACUUUAUACGAGGUGUUCAGCCCCAUAAUUGCUCCAAAUACAACCCCUCCGACCUAUUCCUAAACGGCGACAUAGCCUUCGGUGCCGAGGAACAAUUUGAGAACCAAGCAAAGAUGGCUGUGCGCCUCGCGAAUUUCAUCAGCGCGUUCCUGCAAGUCUCCGACCCGCACGAAGUGUUCAGCGGCACCAGAGUUGCUGAUAAGUCGUUGACUGAGGACCAGAUGAUUGGAGAGACAUUGGCUAUUGUCCUGGGAGAUUCUAGGAUUUGGUCCGCAGGUAUGAGCAUAUUUAGUUGGUCAUAG